Carassius auratus (goldfish) is the source of this 2076-nucleotide messenger RNA. RefSeq names its product phenylalanine--tRNA ligase beta subunit-like. Gene Ontology annotation, biological process: phenylalanyl-tRNA aminoacylation. Bases 45 to 1817 code for a protein of 590 amino acids. NCBI's taxonomy places the organism in Eukaryota, Metazoa, Chordata, Actinopteri, Cypriniformes, Cyprinidae. The transcript has 17 exons. Gene Ontology annotation, molecular function: RNA binding; phenylalanine-tRNA ligase activity; magnesium ion binding. Gene Ontology annotation, cellular component: cytoplasm; phenylalanine-tRNA ligase complex. The record is from RefSeq and is a predicted model, not a curated record.
CUUUUAUUUUGAAGUGUGUAGUGUUCCGGUGACCAGCUGCGAUCAUGCCGACAGUCAGCGUGAAGAGAGAUCUGCUCUUUGAAGCUCUGGGACAGAAAUAUACUGAUGAAGAAUUUGAUGAACUAUGUUUCGAGUUUGGCCUCGAGCUGGACGAAAUCACAUCAGAGAAGGAGAUCUUGAGCCGUGAGCAGGGAGAUGAGAAGGCAGAAGGAGCGUCUGAUGUCGUGCUGUAUAAGAUCGAUGUGCCAGCAAAUCGCUAUGAUCUCCUGUGUCUGGAGGGUCUCGUCAGGGGUCUGCAGGUCUUCAAGGAGAAGUUGGAAGCUCCCCGGUACAAGCGUGUGAGUCCGGCGGACGGAGGAGAGCCUCAGCGGCUGCUCAUAACAGACGAGACGGCGUCUGUGCGGCCGCAUGCUGUAGCAGCUGUACUGCGCAACAUCAGCUUCACUCAGGAACGAUACGAGAGCUUCAUAGAGCUGCAGGAGAAACUGCACCAGAACAUCUGCAGGAAAAGGACCCUGGUUGCGAUAGGAACUCAUGAUUUGGACACCAUCUCCGGUCCAUUCACAUACACAGCCAAACCUCCCGGCGAGAUCCGCUUCAAACCGCUCAAUCAGAGCAAAGAGUACACCGCCGCUGAGCUCAUGAGUCUCUAUAAGACUGACAGUCAUCUGAGACACUACCUCCACAUCAUCGAGAAUGAACCUCUCUACCCCAUCAUAUACGACAGUAAUGGAGUCGUCCUGUCUAUGCCUCCGAUCAUCAACGGGGACCACAGCAAAAUCUCAUUAAACACAAAGAACAUUUUCAUCGAGUGCACGGCCACAGACCUCACAAAGGCGAAGACCACGCUGGACAUGGUAGUGACCAUGUUUAGUGAAUACUGUGAGGAACGGUUCACGGUUGAGGAGGCAGAGGUUGUCUAUCCUGAUGGCAGAUUGUGUGUGUAUCCCGAGCUGGCAUACAGGACGGAGAAGCUGUCUGGGGACUUCAUCAACAAAAGAGUUGGGAUCAGUGAAUCGGCAGAAAGCAUCGCUCAGCUGCUGACCCGGAUGUGUUUGAGGUCCGAGGUCAGCGGCGAGGGCGGUCUGAUCCAGGUUGAGAUCCCGCCCACACGCUCUGAUGUCAUCCACGCCUGUGACAUCAUGGAAGACGCCGCCAUAGCGUACGGCUUCAACAACAUCGUCAGGAGCACGCCGCGCACAUACACCAUAGCCAAUCAGCUCCCUCUAAAUAAGCUGACAGAGCUACUGAGGCAAGACCUCGCGGCCGCUGGGUUUACUGAAGCGCUGACAUUCGCUUUGUGCUCCGAAGAGGAUAUCGCAGAUAAACUCAGGAAAAACAUCGCAGAAACCAGAGCAGUCCACAUCUCCAACCCAAAGACCGCCGAGUUUCAGGUGGCGCGCACCUCUCUUCUCCCGGGACUCCUGAAGACGAUCGCUGCCAACAGGAAGAUGCCCCUUCCUCUCAAACUGUUCGAGAUUUCAGACGUCGUCCUGAAGGAUGAAACAAAAGACGUAGGAGCCCGUAACAACAGACGUCUGUGUGCCGUUUACUACAACAAGAGCCCGGGAUUUGAAGUCAUCCAUGGACUUCUGGACCGGGUCAUGCAGCUACUAGACGUCAAACCGGGCCGUAAUCAAGGAUACCACAUCCAGGCGGCCGAGGACUCCACCUUCUUUCCCGGCCGCUGUGCUGAGAUCUUUUCAUGUGGCAAAAGCAUCGGACACCUCGGGGUCCUUCACCCUGAUGUCAUCAGUCGCUUUGAGCUGACUAUGCCCUGCUCAGCCAUCGAUAUCGACAUCGAACCCUUCCUGUGAUGUCAUAAUGCAAAUAACCUUAGCCACACCCCUCCGCUUUAGGCUCCUCCCAGCCAUACAUUACUGUCACGUCUAUCUUUUGGAAAAUGAGUAAUAGCCCCAUCAGCAUGUGUUACUGUAUGUUCAGGGUAAAAAUCUAUGUUUUAAUAAAACUCAACUUGUCCACUGCUAGUAUGUUAUUCAAUGUAUUAAACAUCAUGACUGUCUGUUUGUGUCCAGCACAUCACAGACACAAAUAAAUAUGGAUGAAUGCAACAAA